AUGUGGAGAAAAAUACAAGAGCCCAAUUCGAUGUCUGAACCAAUACAGCUGCGAAAUUUAAAACAAUUAUUGCAUAAAAAUAGAUGCAAGUGUAGAAUUUGUGUUCAAUACCAGUCAUUUACUUUUCUAAACGAGGAUAAGGAACUACAAGUAAAGGAUGAAGAUUCUCCUAACACUUUUUCUACAGCUAAAUCGGGUCUAAAGCUUCGAGGUAUUAGGUCUAUCAAUGCGUUGAAUUCAAUUCAUUCUUGUAAAGAUAUAAUGUGUCCAGGCUGUUUUAUGGCCAUAAAUCUACUGCACCAAAAGUAUUUGAAAGAUGAGACGUCAGAAACUAAUCCCUAUAUGUUUAAUUGCGAUAAAUCAACUGAUAAAGUUAUAUUUCAUUUGGAAAAAUCUACGUCCGCCACUAACAAAGUUCUGCCUGUCUUUAAAAAAAUCAACAGUGUAAAUGAUGAACAUUCUAUCGACGACGCACGUUCAUCUGAAACUCGAAAUGAUAAAUUGAAAAAGGAAAAAGUUACUUUCAUAGAGCAUCAAGAACAUCCUCAACCACAAUCUAUUAGUGGAGACUGUUUAUGCAUAGAACAUUUUAUUAAUUCCAUAAGGCCACCGUUUAUAAAUCUAGAUAUG
Molecule: messenger RNA, 630 nt
Organism: Brenthis ino (lesser marbled fritillary)
Lineage: Eukaryota; Metazoa; Arthropoda; Insecta; Lepidoptera; Nymphalidae
Source: the annotation of a GenBank genome assembly